AUGAGUAGCGGUACAGAUAAAGGUGAACGGGCAAUGGAGCCCGUCGACUCGGAUGAGGACAUGGCGGAUGUGGAUGCACAUGAUUUGGGUACAACUCAGGUGGAUUCUUCCAGCUCACAACGAGAUCAGACACAGGAUCAUUCUACGAGGCCAGUUUUAGACCCUACUGUGCUCUGGUUUGACGACAACAAGGUGAGGAGUGCAGUAUCCAGGGCGCUGACCGGGUACUACCGCGAGCCUUGGCGGAAUUACGGAGAGGUGGAUGAAGCAACGAAACAACACUGGUGGAGCCUAUUCAGCAAAGAUUUCACCUGGGCACCUGAGCUGACCGAGGAUGUAAAGCAAACUUUUGAAAAGAAGUUUUCUACUCGGCUGCGUGACAUGUUCUACACGGUCACGCACAAGAUGAGAGGCGCUAAGCCAGGGUGGCUGAAUGAGGACGUCCACAAGAAAAUGAUGGAAGUUGUUUUCAGUGAUCCAACUUUCAAGGCGCGAUUGGCCCAAAACAGGAAGAAUAGGAGGGGCGGCUCAAUGGAAAAUCCGGUUGAAGCUACCCACUAUCAAGGGUCGAUAUCUGCUAUACAACAUGUAAAACGGAUGGCGGCGAAGAACAAAGGCCAGCUCCCGACAGCUCCUGAGCUGUUUUUGAAGACGCACUUCAAGGAAGUGCCCGGGAAAGGCAAAGUUCCAACCAACGCCAAAGCACAGCAAAUUGCAGUAAUAAUUUCAAUAACACUUUGGAUAUGUGAUUCUGUGACUGUUUAUGUGAAUUCAAUGCAUAAAGCUGAAUUUAACUUACAUCUUUGUGCACCUUUUCAACUGUGUGGUCGCAACAAGAAGGGUCGUGUGAAGGGACUUGGCGAAGGUUCUGAGCUGUAUUAUGCCAACAGGAAGGGUACAUGUUCCAAGUCUUCCCAGCAUUACACACCUUCCCUUCUUUCCCAGAUGCAAGAUCAGGUGGAGCAGAGGGUGAAGCAAAGGGUGCAAGCUAGGCUCAGUGAAAUGGAACUCGAGAUGGAGGCUCGAUUGACGGAAAUAGAAAGGAAAAACCAAGAGAGGUUUGAAGAGAUGAUGCGUCGAUUCUCCAACACCGACCAAUGUUCCAACAUUCCGCAUCAACCUCGAGACCCCGACCCGGAUAGCGGCGGUGCAGAGCAAACUUCAGAUAUAGAUUGGGAAAAUUACCAGAGAGAUGCUGACAAGAUGUUUGGGCUUGGAUCAGAUGCUGUUGUGAUCUGUAUACAUGAUGCCUCAGUCAAGAGCCUGACCUCCCUCUUGCUGACCAACUUCCUGCCUCCUUCUACCCCUCGUAAUUUUCUGAUUUACAGAGGUCAGACAGUAAGGAUCCCCUUCCCUUGUCGCUGUAAAAACGGAACGGGCCUCUCUGAUGGCCUUCCUGUCCACAUUGUUACCAAGGCUGAGAGCGGUAAGGACCUAAACUAUAUAUCAAAAACCCUUUUUAAUAGUUUGACAACUGACCAACUAGUCAAGGAUGUAAAUCAUCUCGAAGAUAGCGAUACGCUGAUUGAGGGACAGAAGCUGUGGAUUCCACUGCCAUGCAGUUGCGACGAUGAAGAGGGGCAAAAGGUGGUGCACUACGCACAUGCACAACUACAAACAGGUCAUCCCUCCAAUGGCCUUGCCACAAACACUGGUCAGAUCGCUGCUAAAUUUGGAAUUAACUUGAGGACAUUGCAGAAACUCAACAACUUAACUUCAAAUGAACCAGUAUACGGAAAAAUCAUUGAUAUUCCUCUUCAACCUCCGACUGCCCCUUCUCAAGGAUACCUCUUAGAUAUUUUGAAAGUGUUAAGUCACUAUGGUGCUAAAAAUUCAAGGUAUUGUGUUCAUUUCUCUACUCUUAUUUUUCUGUUAGUUACCCUUGUUAUUUUCUCAACAACAGUUGAUGGAGCUGCCAUGAAGAGUUUGGCUACUACACUCGGGCAUCCUUUUGGUUGGUCAGGGGACAAGUUUUGCAUGUGGCAGGGAGUAAUAUGUGAUAACAAUGGCUUUGUAAAAUCUAUCAGCUAUCCCUCAUCUAAUCUAAGUGGUAUUCUCCCUUCCAAUCUAAGCUCCCUCUCUCAGCUCAGUGGAAUCUUUCUCCAAGGCAAUCAGCUCUCCGGGCCUCUCCCCUCCUUUAAUAACCUCGCAUUACUCCAAGAGAUACACCUGGAAUCCAACAAUUUCACGUCUGUACCAAAUGGUGCCUUUUCUGGCCUAAGCAGCCUCAGAAUUCUGUCCUUGGAAGACAACCUGAGUCUCCGUCCUUGGGGCUUCCCUGCUGAGUUGGUUAGCUCUCCUAAUUUGGUGGGUUAUUUUGCUAGCAAUGCCAAUCUCAUAGGACAGAUACCAGAUAUCUUCAGCUCCCUCACCAGUUUGCAAAACUUGAGGCUGUCAUGUAACAACUUGACAGGGUCACUCCCUUUUUCUUUUCAUGGGAGUCGGAUUCGUAACUUGAAGCUCGAUAAUCAGCACAUGGGUUUAUCUGGAACCCUUGAUGUACUUGCAUGGAUGACCCGCUUACGUGAAGUCUGGCUACAAAAAAAUUAUUUUACUGGUACCAUCCCUAACCUUUCUAAUUGCACUCGUCUCUCUAAUCUAAGACUGGACAACAAUUUAUUGACCGGUCCUAUACCACCAUCCUUAAUAUCCUUGUACUUAGUAAACAUCUCAUUGCAUAGCAACAAGCUCCAAGGCCCGUUUCCAUCUUAUCCGAAACAAUUGACAGGUGCUCUUGAGAACAAUUCGUUCUGUAAGGAUAUUGCGGGGGAAUGUGAUCCAUAUGUAUCGAUAUUACUAGAGGUUGCUGGAGCUUUGGGUUAUCCCUUGAAGCUUGCUGAGGCUUGGCAUGGUAAUGAUGUGUGUAACAAGUGGGAAUUUGUGACUUGUGAUGCCUCAAGGAAUGUCACUGCAAUUAAUAUAUCCAGGCAAGGAUUCAGUGGAAACAUUUCCCAAGCACUUGUACAGUUGACAUAUCUGCGUCAAUUGUACUUGAAUGAUAACAAAUUGACUGGUACUAUACCAGAUAGUUUAACAACCUUGUCCCAGCUGACAGAAAUUGAUGUCUCUAAUAAUGAUCUUAGAGGGCAAGUGCCAAGCUUCCGAUCCUCGGUGACUGUUUUGACCAGUGGGAAUAGGAAUAUUAAGCCUAUUACAAGUACUACCAAUGGGACAACUCCAAACACCACUGCUGCAAGUGAUAGAUCUUCUGGGAAGAUGGCUAAGAUUAUACCUGGAGUACUUGUUCCCUCGAUUGCUAUUGUUGGAUUGGGGAUUCUUGUAUACAUAUAUAAAAAGAAAAGGCACGAGACAGAAUCCAAAGAAGAUCUAGAGCAAUGGGGAAACUCCCAGCUGGCACCCGACUCUCAAACGAGGUUCACUUACAAAGCCUUGAAAAUGGCUACAAACAAUUUUGACAUGCAUAAGAAACUUGGAGGAGGUGGGUUGGGAACUGUAUUUGAGGGAAGCUUAAGUGAUGGAUCCAAAGUUGCAGUUAAGCGUUUGGAUUGUCUUGGGCAAGGAAGGAAGGAAUUUCUGGCAGAGGUGCGUACUAUGGGAAGCAUACACCAUCUCAACUUAGUGAAGUUACUUGGGUUUUGUGUUGAAAACUCGCAUAGGCUUUUGGUGUAUGAGUACAUGAGCAAAGGGUCAUUAGAUAAAUGGAUCUUUGACAUCAACUCAAGAGAUAACUUCACUUGGGAUACCAAGAAAAAGAUCAUUGUCCACAUUGCCAAGGGGCUCGCUUAUUUACAUGAGGAGUGCCACAAGAAGAUUGUACAUCUAGAUGUAAAACCCCAAAACGUGCUUCUAGAUGAUGAGUUCAAUGCCAAAAUAUCAGAUUUUGGUCUAGCGAAGCUGAUUGAUAGAGAUCAAAAUUACGUAAUGACUCAAAUGAGAGGAACUCGAGGGUACCUGGCUCCUGAAUGGUUAGGAAGGAAGAUUACAGAGAAAGCAGAUGUCUACAGCUAUGGAGUUGUGGUGUUAGAAGUAAUUUUCGGGAGGAAGAACUUGGACUGCUCACACCCUGAAGAAAGCACUCUAAUAAUGCAGGUGAAAAAGAAAGAAGAGGAGAGUCAGCUACUCGAUCUGCUUGAUACAUGCAGCGAGGAUAUGCUUGACAACUAUGAAGAUAUAGAGAAGACCAUAAGUCUUGCAAUCCGGUGUUUGCACAGUGAACCAGCAGGGCGGCCUCCCAUGUCAAUGGUGGUGAAAAUUUUAGAGGGUGUAACGAUCCUCGAGGAUAUUGAUAACUAUUCUUUGACAAGCCCGUUGAUGACAGAAAUUUCUGACUCUGUUCUAUCAGGUCCAAGAUGAGGUAGGCACUUGCCUAAAUGUGUAUCUUCCUUUUGACAGCCUCUUGUCUAAUGUUUAUGCUUGAUUUAAGUGUAUGAUGAGAUUCUGUUAGUAGUGCCUAAAAAUUUCCCAAAAAAAAAUUGUAGGCAUUUUUUAGAACUUUGAUGAAUAUUAGGACUUUUAGUAGGCUAUGGGAAUAAUGCAUAAUGUAGUUCAAUUAUAAAAUUACUCUUAAUAUAAGGU
Chenopodium quinoa (quinoa) is the source of this 4536-nucleotide messenger RNA. RefSeq names its product receptor-like kinase TMK4. Gene Ontology annotation, molecular function: protein kinase activity; ATP binding; protein binding. The record is from RefSeq and is a predicted model, not a curated record. The transcript is spliced from 13 exons. Bases 1 to 4314 code for a protein of 1437 amino acids. NCBI's taxonomy places the organism in Eukaryota, Viridiplantae, Streptophyta, Magnoliopsida, Caryophyllales, Amaranthaceae. Gene Ontology annotation, biological process: protein phosphorylation.